UACCGAGAGACCUUAAGUAACGAGCUAAACUGAAUUACUUAGUGUGUAACAAUUCAGUAACUUGACUUCCUAGUUUAUUAGCCUGCAAAUCAAUUGACAGUUGCUGAAAAUUCUUUGGUGAACUAUUACAAACAUGGAUUUAGAACGUAGAAUACCAUGUCAAAGAAUGAAUUUCAUCAAAGAAUUGAUGCCAUUAAGCAGACAUAUUGAAUCUCCAAUCUCCAAAAAGGUGCUUGCUGUUUUUGACGCGGCUUUACAAAAGGAAAGUGCUGAGGUUCAAAAUGAAGAAAGCCUACUAGAUCGUGUGAGUUUUCACAUAAAUCAAGCAAAAGAAUACGACUUAAUCAAAGCUAGUAACCUCGACAAUCCUGAGAACUGUGAGAUGCUGAAGAAUACCAAAUCAGAAAUAAACGAUUCUUCGGAACAUAAUAUAAAUGAAGAGUUCAAGAAUAAUGUUCGAAAUUUUUUACAUUUUAUAUCAUCACAACCUUUAAUUAAUCAAGUACUAUUUGGAUUUUUAUUAAAUAAUAAUGAACAAUUAUGUAAUAAAUGGAAAUUACCAGAAACAAUUACUAAUCAUAUAACUAAUGUUAAAUGGAUUCAAUUACCACAAUUUUCUCAAAAUAAUAAAACAAAAUUAAUAGAAUAUUUAAUACAUUUAAGAAUAUUAUUAUUAAUAAAAUUAUUAACUACACCAGAAGAUAAAAAACGUAAAAAAUUAUACAUAAAAGAACUUGAAACUAGAGAUCAAGAAUGUCAAAUAAAAUUAACUGAACUUAUUAAAGAAUUAGAUAUACAAAUAUGUCAGAAUAAUACAGAAACUAGGAAAAUUGGUUAUACUGUUUCAAAACUUAAAAAUGAAAUUGAUAAUCUUGAAAAAUAUUUAACUGAACGAAAAAAGCAAAUUAACACUGAAGAAGCGAAAAAGAUAACAGAAAUUACAAAACAAAACAAUGAAAAUGAAAAUAAUUUAAGUAAAGAAAUGAAAAGUCAAGAAAUACUACUUGAAAAGUUGAUUGAGACUAAUCGUUCUGAAGAGGAAACGAUUCGAGCAACUAUUUAUAAAAUGGAAAGUGAUAUUGAGUCGAAGAUUUCUAAAUAUGAUCAAGAAAUGACAGUCUUACAGGAUGAAUAUGAUACCCUGGAAGCGGAGUAUACAGAGGAGAAAAACGCUUACGAUGAAUUAAAUGAACGUUUUCAGAUUAUAAAUGAAGAGUAUCAAAAGAUAAUGGAAGAACGUAGGCUAGAGGAUGAAAGACGACAAAGAGAGGAAGAACAAAGACACCAAAUGGAACAAGCCGUUAUAACAAUACAAGCAUUUUGGAGGUCAUAUAAAACAAGAAAACUGGCACGUGGAAGAAAAGGAGGUAGUAGAAAAGCGAAGAAGAAGUAA
This is a messenger RNA of Schistosoma margrebowiei, 1393 nucleotides long. NCBI's taxonomy places the organism in Eukaryota, Metazoa, Platyhelminthes, Trematoda, Strigeidida, Schistosomatidae. The record is from the annotation of a GenBank genome assembly.